This is a messenger RNA of Linum tenue, 2613 nucleotides long. The record is from the annotation of a GenBank genome assembly. Lineage: Eukaryota; Viridiplantae; Streptophyta; Magnoliopsida; Malpighiales; Linaceae.
UCCCAACCCUGCUUUUAAACACGAUAAGGCAUCGGAACCGUACACGUGUUGAGUUACAGCCUUCUUCCGUAAACCACAGGAGUCCUCCUGAUGAUAUUUGGCUUUCGGCAGUCGCUAGCACCACGCCAAAUCACGUUUUGCUUACAAUUAUUUUAUUUUCCUUCAAAAUUAUUUAUCUAUUGUCAGGGGAAUUUCCAAUUCGUCGUUUAUAUGUACGAAAAUCAUUUCAAUGGCAGGAGAAAAGUGAGUUGGGACAGAGCAUAGCAAAAACAGAAGGAAGCUCUCUCUCUCGAUUGCGAUCUCCUUAAUUCAAUAACAGUCCCACUCAAUCAUCUUCCUCCUCCCUUCUUCUUCUCCGGGCAAUUAGGGUUCUUUCCUCAUUCUUUGAUCUGGGUCCUGCUUGCUUUCUUCAGUAUUUCAAGGUAUCUCGCACUAGAUUUUCCAAUCAGUUCAACGCGUGCGUUUGAUUUCAGAAACUUGCAUCUACAGUUUUUGGGAUUUCUCUCCCCCACAAAGUCGCGAGCUUUUUUUCCUCCCCGCCCGCUUUCCCCUAGGAAGAUAGAAAAGCCAAACAACUUUUACGCUCAUCUACCCUUGAUGGGUAUCAUUCUUAAUAAUUGAACAAUGACCACCCCCUUUCUGCACUAAAUUCUGAAAUUCCCUAGUUGGUUGAGUUCUCGGUUGGGGUUUGUUUUGGUUUCUUCCCGUUUUUGGCCUUCAGUUUUGUGAUUGGUCUUGUCUGGCAACGCUUGGAUUCUUCUGUUUGUGGACGCUUUUGAUGGGUAUGUCUCGGUUCAUUGUAUUUCGCACUAUGGAGUUUCAGAAGUAUACUUUGUAAUGUUGCCUGGGUAACUUCGAAACUUGUGUUUGAUUGACGGGAAAACUGCUAAAAGUGUCGAGAAUUUUCUGGAUUUGAGACAAUCUUGAAGUUUUGUUUUACACUAGUUCUAUUCCCUUCGAAUAAAUCCAUUGAUCGUGCUCUUGUGCAUCAUCGAAAGCUGCUAGUUUUAGGAUUUUUUCCAGCCAUGUGGGGCAUUUGGCUUUGAUGUAAAAUGAUAAAAGGAAGGGGAACUCCACAAGGGUUUUAUUAAUCGUCCAUUGGUUUUUCGUUCGUGUUACUUUUGCAGUUGUUGAAUGCUUAUUUGCUUUGUUAACAGUUGGAAGGAAGCUUUGGGGCGCCUCUGAUUCCUCAACCCGUGAACUUCUGUUUCAGCUACAUGGCAGUGGCAUUUACAAAUCUCUCACAGUGGUUAUGGAGUGGGAAGUCUAGGGAGCCCAAAAUCUCCAAUGCGCCAUCUUUAAGGCAGGAUCCAGAUCUGUUGGAAUCCGAUUCUUUGAGAUUCCCAUUGGCCAAGGGACGAGGUAUGGCCUCCUCAUCUAGAAGAGUGAAGCGAAAAUGGAACAACCGGGAAGAAAGGAGAAUCGAUCGGGAGUAUGAUGUGGUCCUUGUGCCAUCCGAUGGUGGUUGUGUUUCUAGUUCAGAGUCUGAUGAUUCUGAUUACUCAAUUGGCUGGCUGGAGCCUCAUGGUCCUGGAUUUCAGAGUGAUGAAGACACUGAUAACAACUUUGCUGUUCUUGUCCCAUGUUAUGGUCAUGCUAAAGGCAAUGAGUUUCAGGACUCAAUGCAGACUACAAUUGGUGCAAUUGUCAACAUCCCUGAUGGAUUUUCUCAAGGUAGCAAUAAGUAUAUAGAACAAUGGCUCUCUUCACUGCGUGAUGUCUGACACUAGGUGCCUGCUUUUUGCUGCUGCUAUAUGCUGAAGAACUGCCACUCUGGUUAUCUCCAGUGCAAAAGUACAUGCCAGACAUGCAUAAUGUGUCAAAUACUACGAGAAGCUUAAGAAUAACUAGAAAAGUUAUGAAAAAAAAGAUAUCAUCUUGUUUCAAUCUCGUCAAUCGGCAUGACCCUACGACGAAUGAAGUAGUGGGAAGCUGUUGAACUUCUUUCAGUCUACUACUUCUAAUCUAAUAACAUGGUUGGAAGGGGGGGCACAUUCUGUAGCCUUUUUUCUUGUGUCAAUCUCGACUCAGAGAAAGGGACCAAUUAGUGUGUUGUAAGAUAAUUGGAAAUAACUGAAGGGAGGGAGGCGUGUGAGUAUGUUUUCUAGUCUGUCUAUGUCUGCUAUUCUUUUGUUGUAAAUAUGUUGGAAACUCUGUAAAUACUGAAAGGGGGCCGUCGUGCUUCAUCAUCGUGUAGCUACUAUGCAGACUAUUGCACGAUUUUAUGAGAAUAAUCUUUUAGCUUUAAACAAAGUGCUUUUGGCUUUGUUUCUUACAUAGGGGUGUCUCUCUUGGCUGUUUUGAACUUCAUAUUGGAUGGUCGCUUGAGCUCUGAGAGUCGCUUUCAUUCUGCUGGUGGUCUGUAUCCAACAUGUUCUCUUUCUAUAUGAUAAGAAUGAUUUGGAGGGUAGCAGUGACCCUUUCUCUUUCUAUUUGAUAAGAACGGUUGGUUUGCUUUACUUAUCUGAAUCUUUGGUCUGUGGUGGCUGGUGGCAGCAGAAUCACUUCAAAUGUAUGGAUAAAUUUGGUGGGUAGCAGUCCAUUUAUUCCUCUCUCCCUCAUGAUUGUUCUGGUUUGACACUAAUUAACUUUAUGGAAAGCAAUAAAUGCUGG